This is a messenger RNA of Mytilus trossulus (common blue mussel), 3375 nucleotides long. Its product is annotated as WW domain-containing oxidoreductase-like. Bases 199 to 1206 code for a protein of 335 amino acids. The record is from RefSeq and is a predicted model, not a curated record. The transcript has 8 exons. NCBI's taxonomy places the organism in Eukaryota, Metazoa, Mollusca, Bivalvia, Mytilida, Mytilidae.
AGCUAAUUAUAGCAUUUUUAUUCUGGUGUUCAGAUCGAUUGUGAUGUUUAGACAGAAUGUUUUUCUCUUAAUGAAGUGAUAGAUUUAUUCGGAAUUGUUUAUAUAAUUUGGAAACUUGUAGUAAUAUGGAAUGGAUUAAAAUCAAGUGCACUUAGUUUACUUUAUUAAUGUUGUUGUGAGACUAAAUUAUCUUCUAAUAUGGGAACAUCGAAGAGUAUUCCAAUGGUUAGCCAACCACGCGACAAAAUAGUUGUCGUCACAGGUGCAAAUACAGGUGUUGGAUAUGAAACUGCCAAAUUUAUAGCAAUGAUGGGAGCACAUGUUGUCCUAGCAUGUAGAUCAGAAGAAAAGGCCAGAGAUGCAAUGAGAAGAAUGAAUGAAGAAUUUCAAACAGAAAAACAAUUACGGGCAGACAAUGUAAUAACGGAUGAUGAGUUAGAUAUAGAAUUUAUGAAACUUGAUUUAGCAUCUCUGAAGUCAACCAAAGCAUUUAUAGACAAUUUCAAAGCAAAACAUAAAAAGUUGAAUUUGUUGAUAUGUAAUGCAGGGAUUUACUCUUCACAUCAAGUCACAACCGAAGACAAUUUUGAUUUAACUUAUCAGGUGAACUAUUUGUCUCAUUUCCUUAUUGUUGCGCAUCUUCUUCCUACUAUGAAAGUCUCUGGAAACGACUGUCGUAUCAUACUUGUAUCUGGUGAGGCUCACAAAAAAGCUAAAGGCUUCGAUCCUGACUAUGCGGCUGGCAAAAUUCCUCAUAAUUAUGAUGGUUACAGAAUGUUUGCAAAAACAAAAUUAUAUCAAAUUAUGCAAAUGUAUUCUAUAGACAAAGUGAUAGAGAAGACAUCAAUUGAAAUCUGUUGCGUUCAUCCGGGUUCUUUAGUAAAUACUAAAUUUUGGGAAGAAGAUGAUAGUUGUUCUUUUUGUUGUUGGAAAUGCUGCCGUACCUGCUUGUGUCAAGUGAAGGCACCUCACGCUGGGGCCGCAACCUCUAUUUAUGCUGCAAUUACUCCGGAUUUAGAAGGUAUAAGUAGAGCAUAUUAUACACAGUCAAAAUCAGCUCCAAGAUGGCCAAGUUCUGACUCCAGGAGCGAAGAUAUGCAAACUUACUUGUUUGAAUCAACAAAAGAACUUUUAAAAUCUUAUCUCACAUCAGAAAUAUUGCGAGAACUAGAACUUACGCCAAAAAUUACAAAAACAGAACAUUAAAAUAAAUUGUUAUCAUCCUCCUAACAUAAAAGGUUCAUAUCAUGUUUACUAUUUAGUAACACGGAAUUUUCUGUGAAUACCCUUCAAUUACUUCGCACUGCAUUAUUCUAUCAUGAAUAUUGCUCUCUGUUGCUUUUUUACAAAUCAAUUAAACGAGACAAUAGACUAGCAAAAAACUAAAAAGAAACAAAAAAAAAUCCACUUGAUGUAACGGUGUUAGAACAAAUAUAAAAAAGAAGAUGUGGUAUGAUUUUCAAUGAGACAACUGUCCACAAGAAACCAAAAUGACACAAACAUUAACAAAUAUAGAUCACCGUACGGCUUUUAACAAUGAGCAAAGCCCAUACCGCAUAGUCAGCUAUAAAAGGCCCCGAUAUGACAAAAAUGUAAAACAAUUCAAACGAGAAAACAAACGGCCUUAUUUAUAUAAUAAAAUGAACAAAAAACAAAUAUGUAACAAACAAACGACAACCACUGAAUUACAGGCUCCAAUAGUAUCAUCCGCCCAGUCAACAGUGGACCGUCAGUCACCGAGAGUAUCAUCAGCCAGAUCGAUAGCGCGUUGGUCACCAAUAAUAUCAUCCGCCCAGUCAUCAGUGGACCUUCAGUUACCAAUAGUAUCAUCCGCCCAUUCGACAGUUGACCGUCAGUCACCGAGAGUAUCUUCCGACCAGUCGACAGUGGACGUACCGUCAGUCACCGAUAGUAUCACCAGCCAGGUCGAUAGUGCGCUGGUCAUCGAUAGUAUCAUCCGCCCAGUCGACAGUUGACCGUCAGUCACCGAGAGUAUCUUCCGGCCAGUCGACAGUGGACGUACCGUCAGUCACCGAUAGUUUCAUCAGCCAGGUCGAUAGUGCGCUGGUCAUCGAUAGUAUCAUCCGCCCAGUCGACAGUUGACCGCCAGUCACCGAGAGUAUCUUCUUGCCAGUCGACAGUGGACGUACCGUCAGUCACUGAUAGUAUCACCAGCCAGGUCGAUAGUGCGCUGGUCAUCGAUAGUAGCAUCCGCCCAGUCGACAGUGGACCGUCAGUCACCGAGAGUAUCUUCCUGCCAGUCGACAAUGGACAGUCAGUCACCGAUUAUAUCAUCCGCCCAAUCGACAGUGGGCUUUCAGUCACCGGUAGAAUCAACUGCCCACACGACAAUGCUUCGGUAAUUGCAUGAUUUAAGGGAUAAAGCUAGUCUGAAAAUUUUCAGCUUAUAAAAAGAAUAUUUUUGUGUAAAGUUUAAAUUGCAAUUUACUAGGGAAAAGUGACAUAAAGUACGGAGUUGUGGUACACUUGAAAAUGAAACAACUACCAAAAAGAGUCAAAAUGGCAUGUAUGUCAGGAACUAGAUGCUAUAAUAUGACAGUGUACGGCACAUUGAUAAUGAGCAAUAUUCGUACCAUAUUUGUGGCUAUUAAAGUCGUCGGCAUGACAAAAUACGAUCAAUAGUAUGGUUUUGUUUGUACUGUUGGCUCUCGUAAAUUUAUAUUUUUUAAGCUUUUUCAAUUUUUGUUCUAAAAUCUAAACCUGAUGAAUAUUUUUCGAGGAAUACAGAUUGAGUGCACAACAACAAACAACAACUACUGAAUUUCUGACAGGCAUAUACAUGUUGCGGUGUUAAACCUGUUCGCGGGGUACCGAUCCUUCCCUAAUCUGGUACAGUACAACAUAAGAACGAACUAUAAAAAUCAAUUGAAAACGACUCAUCAGGUAGAUAAAUAAAGAAAAACAUCAAACAAAAAUAAGAGUGGAUGUGACCGGGUACUUGUACAAAAAAAGAGACACUAAGUACAAAUCUGAGCUCCAGAGUACUCACAGUUACUCACAGCUACAUUUAGUUCAAAGCCAAUAACCACUCUUGAAACAAAUCAUGCAUUUAAGACUAAGCAUUUUCAGUUAUUAUACGGCACAUAAUGUCAACAUUGAAAGGUGUUCAGGGGCCAAAGCGUUCUUCCACAGUUCAAACCAUAUUUUACACUUUUUUAAAUCUUUGACGUGAAAUAAACUAUGGAAGAUCUAGAAAAAUCACUAAGUUUCCAAUGUACGUGCUUUUCCGAGUAUUUGUAUAAACAUACGUGACUGUUUAUGAUGUCCUGUGCUGUCGUUAAUGGGAAAGUUCCGUUAUUAUUCUGCGGUUUAAAUGUUGUAAUGUACUAUUAAAUUAUUUGUUUUUACUUUUCA